AUGCUGGCCCAGAGUACCCUAGUGGGUGGAUGGAACGACGGGUAUAACAGCCCAGGGGGUUACCUGAGUGCGCUGCCUAAGAAUUUUCAAGACCAACGAUUCCAUAAAAGAGAUUCGUCGGGGUCAUCUGUAACCUCGCUGGGUCCGCCUUCGCCGCUCAACCAGAACAAUAUAUACCCACAUAUUGUCGCCACAUCUGACUCGAGUUUUCCACCUACCUACGAUUUUGACUACACUCAAACUCCACACACGGCAAAGUCAGAUUCUGCCAUGAUGUACCCCUCGAACUUCGCUGCCGUCGAUAUGAGGAGGAUACACUCGACAGGCGCCGACGAGCGUGCGUCAUAUGCUCUCUCUGCGCCGCAGUCGGUUUCGACAAUGAGUCACAACUCUCCUGCGACGCCGCAUACUACAUAUGAGCCCGAGUACGACGAGAAAAAUGUCUAUGGUGAGGAGAACUCUGGCGAGGACGAGAUGCUGUUCGAUUACUUACAAUUCGACCCAGGCUACACCAAUGCGUACCAGCAGUCAUUGCAAGAUGUCUUUCCCGACCAACACUUUACAAACCCCAUGGCUGCCUACUCACAGGCGCAACCAAACAUGCAGCAGAGAAUGGCCGUCAACGCGCAUAGGCAGAACAUGAUGGCCGACAGACUGCAGGCUGCACAACAAGACCACCUGAGAACAGACUCGCCAACAUCAAAUCCCCGCGACAAGUCGCCCUUCCGGCAAAAUUCUCCCUACAGUAUGCCGGCGCCAACUCAGCGACCUCAGCCUACGCUGCAGAAGCAGCGCACCUCGAUCUCGCCCAAGGAACUGAUGUUGGACGAGCACGACGUUGACGAUCACUCAACGCCACUGUUCGCCGCCGACCAGUCACAAUCCAUGUUCGCAACCCGUAGAACCCCAUCGAACCUCUCGAGUUUCUACACCGCCGCCAGCGAACCGUCAAUACAAGUUCCACCACAAUAUUCGUUUGUCAACCAGCAGUCGAGACAAGUAACUCAGGCAGGAAUGCACGAAAUCAGUCCCGAGUUCCCGGCACACAUGAUCUCGAUGGAGUCAACUGCAGACGAAUCAUCGGAGCCUUCCAGCCAGCAGUCGAUGCAAAGGCCUCGGCCACAGUCACAGGCUGCUGCGCCUCAACCGCAGCCACAAACUCAACAACAACAGCGGCCGGUUGACACAUCAUCUGACUCCGGCACCUACUCGUGUACGUAUCACGGAUGUCACCUGAGAUUUGACACUCCCGCCAAACUCCAGAAGCACAAGAGGGAAGGUCACAGGCAGACUUCGCCGUCGUCAUCCGGGUCGACCAAUUUGGCGCUGCGCAACUCACAAGCUGGGCCGCACCGGUGCGAUCGGAUCAAUCCAAGUACGGGCAAGCCUUGCAACUCGAUCUUUUCUCGGCCGUACGACCUUACGCGACACGAAGAUACUAUUCACAACGCUCGAAAGCAAAAGGUCCGCUGCCAUUUGUGUACCGAGGAGAAAACAUUUUCGCGAAACGAUGCGCUGACACGACACAUGCGCGUGGUUCACCCCGAUGUCGACUGGGUGGGCAAGCAAAAGCGCAAGAAUCAAAAGUGA
Molecule: messenger RNA, 1590 nt
Organism: Fonsecaea pedrosoi CBS 271.37
Lineage: Eukaryota; Fungi; Ascomycota; Eurotiomycetes; Chaetothyriales; Herpotrichiellaceae
Exons: 1
Coding region: 1-1590 (529 amino acids)
Biological process (GO): regulation of transcription by RNA polymerase II
Cellular component (GO): nucleus
Source: RefSeq, a predicted model, not a curated record